This is a messenger RNA of Lachancea meyersii CBS 8951, 1224 nucleotides long. Lineage: Eukaryota; Fungi; Ascomycota; Saccharomycetes; Saccharomycetales; Saccharomycetaceae. The record is from the annotation of a GenBank genome assembly.
AUGUAUACGCAGCUGAGCAAGAUCCAAAGCGGAACGUUCAGCACUGUGUAUCGGGCGUACGACUCAAAAUAUCAGCAGGAAGUGGCCCUUAAGAUUGUCGAAAAACCGACACAGUUGGCCAAGGCCAAGAAGCUGGCCCACCUCGUUGCUGGCGAGUAUGACAUCCUGACGGGGCUGGGCACUGGCCAUCCUAACAUAUGUGCACUGCUGGACUUCCACGAACGGGAUACCUGUUACGUCUUUGUGAUGGAGUUUGCGGCUCGGGGCGACCUAUACGAGGUCAUCCGCAGCUGGAAAACCCGCAGCGAGCCUCGAGUCCAGGUCGACAUUACUCGGCUUCUACCUCAGCUCUGUUCUGCCAUAGAUUACGCACAUUCGCGUGGCAUCGCUCACAGGGACAUCAAGCCCGAAAACAUCCUGCUGGACGGCCAAGGAAACGUCAAACUCGCAGAUUGGGGCCUUAGUUGUCGCUCGCGCAUCUCUCAUGACAGCCACAUAGGUACUGAAAAAUACCUGGCCCCCGAGGCUUACGGUAAACCUUACGACACUUUUUUGGCAGACUACUGGUCUUUGGGCAUCACGUUGCUCUUCGUAAUGUUUGGAGCCUGUCCGUUUAAAAGUGCGGAUGUAUCCAAGUAUCUCCAGAAUCCCAACUUUGCCCAAUUCGUGGCCGAUCCUCAACGGUUUACCUCGGAGUACUAUUUUAAGCCGCUGCACGCUGGCCGUGACACUGUGGCCACGAAGAGACAUACUUCACACCGACGCACCGUUAGUGACGAUGGUCCUGCCGAAUGGCUUUGUCUCCCUCAAAUCGGGCGUCCGACUUUGAGUCGUGAGCAGAUACUAGUGCUGUUCACCACCAACGUUGUGGCUCAUUUACUCUUGGUGAAUCCCGCUGCUCGAAGCAUGCGAGCAUUUCUGAUACGAAUGAGUUCUCUACUUGUUCCGGCGAAUACAUGCUACUCAUGCGACGCAGACAACCAGCCUGCAGCGAAACUUCCUACCCCAUCAUUUGAAAACAUGUCUUCGGAGUUCUAUUUCCCUGGGUUGGUGUCAAAUCCAGGAACGGUGCUCCCGAUGGCUGCUAAAGAUAAGGGUGGGUAUCAAUCGGGCGGAAGUACUUCUUCUGCCACAACUGGUGCCAACAGCUCAAGCUCUGCAAGCACCUCAUCUGGAAGCGUGGCUACUUCUCAAGGAUCUGACUCGAAAAAUUCGGGCUCAUAA